Molecule: messenger RNA, 1052 nt
Organism: Capsicum annuum
Lineage: Eukaryota; Viridiplantae; Streptophyta; Magnoliopsida; Solanales; Solanaceae
Product: UDP-glycosyltransferase 91C1
Molecular function (GO): UDP-glycosyltransferase activity
Source: RefSeq, a predicted model, not a curated record
UAGCGUCAGAGUAGUUGAAAUGGUCAUUGUAUAGCAAGCCAAGGUACAGCAGUGCCACCAUAUUUCUUAUAUGCAUUGAUCGGAUCUUGACACUAUGCUUUAUAGCACUUUUUUUUUGGAUUCCAUCCAGAUUCGCGUAAGAAAAUCUCAUAUUAAAGGGAUAAGCUUGUGAAGAAGCAAGCCUAUCUCACCCCCGGCCAAAUCUGAAACAUCUGAAUAAAGAUAAAGAAGUACUUGUCACUCCAUCAGUACGCAUGUUGGUGGUAUAUCCUUUAUAAAACUAUUAUAAAUUAACAGGUUAUUUGUUCUUUCAGUAUCCUAAUUUCCAUCCAUGGAGAAUGAAAAAGCAGCUCUUCAUGUAGUGAUGUUCCCAUGGCUAGCCAUGGGCCAUAUCAUACCCUUUUUCCAUCUAUCAAAGUGUUUAGCUCAAAGGGGUCACAAAGUCACCUUCAUCUCUACUACAAGAAACAUUGAGAGAGUAGUAAAUAAAGUUCCCUCUGAUCUUGCUCCCUUGUUGCAUAUUGUGAGCUUUCCCCUGCCUAAAGUAGAUAACUUGCCACAUGAUGCUGAAUCCUCCAUGGAUAUACCUUACCAAAAAGCUCAGUUCUUGAAGAUUGCUUUCGAUUUGCUCGAAACACCACUAACCAAUUUUCUUGAAAAUUCAUCCAACCCCAAACCAGAUUGGAUUGUCUAUGACUAUGCUUCUCACUGGCUACCUAAACGUGCACAUGGUUUAGGUGUCUCGUGUGCAUUCUUUAGUCUCUUUACUGCUGCAACUAUGGCCUUUUAUGGACCUCCUUGGGCUUUGUUGAAUGAUGAAAGGUCAAUACCUGAGGACUAUACAGUUGUCCCAAAAUGGAUUCCUUUCGAAUCGGAAGUCAAAUAUCGACAGCACGAGAUUAAAAAGAAUCUCGAAGCACCACCAGCUGAAUCCGGCACCUCUGAUGGAGCGCGUUUUGGUGCUUCAAUAGGUGGAAGUGAUGUUGUGUUGUUCAGAAAUUGUGUUGAGUUCGAACCAGGGUGGUUCAACUUGGUUUCUGAGCUUUAUCAGA